Molecule: messenger RNA, 4276 nt
Organism: Polychytrium aggregatum
Lineage: Eukaryota; Fungi; Chytridiomycota; Chytridiomycetes; Polychytriales
Exons: 6
Coding region: 129-4175 (1348 amino acids)
Molecular function (GO): translation initiation factor activity; GTP binding; GTPase activity
Source: RefSeq, a predicted model, not a curated record
GCGUCCGGCUGGCCGUUUCUCCCACACCCACCAUCGAUCCAUCGAUCCAGCGAUCCAGCGAUCCUGCGACACCCUCGUCUGCUCCAUCGAGAAAAGACAGUCCUGUCGGAUCCAUAUCUGCCGCCAUCAUGCCGCCGAAAAAGAAGAACGCAAAGGGAGGAAACAAAGGUCGCCGAAACGACGAUUCGGAUAUCGAAAUUGCCUUUGAUGAGGCCCCACAGCCUCUGCCCGCCGAGCAGCCCGCUGAAGAGCCCGCAGCCGAUGAUAGCGUCAAGUUCAAUGCCGAUGAGGAAGGAAACGACCUUGGUGGUCUGAUGGCUGCCUUGGCCUCGUCUGCAAGCAGGAAGAAGGGCGGCAAGAAGCCCAAGAAGAACCGCGCCAUCGACAGCGACGAAGAUGCUGCCGAGAUUCUGGCCAAGCUUGAUGCCAUGAACAUCGAGGAGGAGCCGGAAGAGGACAUUGCUCCCGCAAAGAAGAACAAGAAGAACCAAAAGAAGGGCAAGGCCGCUGCCGCUGCUGCCGACUUCUCGCUACUCGAUGAUGGCGACGAUGCUGGAGAGCCCCUCGACGACGAAGAGCCCAUGGUCGACGCUGCGCCGGUCAAGAAGAACAAGCAGAAGAAGGGAAAGGCCAAGGCUGCCGCCGCCGACUUUGCCGCUCUUGAAGAUCUUGAUGCCGACGUUGAUGAUCUGGCAGACCAACCCGACGAGGAGUCGCAGCCCAUUCCGGCGGCUGCCCCGGCGCCGGCCCAGAAAGGUGGCAAGAAGGGCAAGAAGGGCAAAAAGUCGGCCGAAGAAGACGACGAGGUGGCACGCAUCAUGGCUGAACUGGAGGGCCGUGCUCCCGAGCCUGCUGCCGCUGAUGCCGUGGCGGACGAAGCCCCUGUCUCCUCUCCUGCUCCUGCUCCUGCUGCUCAGAAGGGCGGCAAGAAGGGAAAGAAGGGAAAGAAGCAGAACGCGGAUGAAGACGACGAGGUUGCGCGUAUCAUGGCCGAGCUGGAGGGCAAUGCUCCUCCCGCUCAACAAGAGACCCCAGUCCCUGCUCCGGCCCCUGCUGCGGCUGCUGCUCCUGCUCCUGCUCCUGCCCCGGUGGCAGCUGCCGAUGCUGAAGACGACGAACAAGAGACGGGCGAGGUGCGUCUCAAGUCCAAGAAGGAAAAGGAGCGUGAGCGCAAGGAGCGCCAGAAGCAGAACAAGAAGGCCACUACAGGCACCAGUGCCGCAGCACCGACUCCAGCUCCGAUUGCCGAGUCUGCGGCCCCGACCGAGCAGGCCGAGGAUGAGGACGAUGAUGACCAAGAAACCGGCGGCGACAAGGACAAAAAGAAGAAGAAGAAGAAGAAGGCUGCCGCUGCCAAGAAAGAAGAGGAGCCUCCUGCCACAGCCAAGGGCCCCAAGCGCAACAAUGCCCUCCUGACGCUCCUGAGACAGCAGCAAGCCCAGCGUGAGGCCCAGGAGGCCGAGCAGCGGCGCCAGGAAGAGGAAGAGGCCCGACGUGUAGAGGAAGAGCGGCGGCGCGUUGAGGAGGAGGAGAGGAAGAAGGAAGAGGCUCGUCUACGCAAGAAGGAGAAGGAGAAGCAGAAGAAGGAUGAGCUCAGGAAGAGCGGCAAGUAUCUCACUCCUUCCCAGAAGGCGGCUCAACAGCAGCAGCAGCGCCGCUUGCAGCAGAUGAUUGACAACCAGGGCAUUGUCGUCCCUGCCCUUGCCAAGAACGAGGGCGAGGAGAUCGCCAAGCCCAAGCGCGUCGUCUACGGCAAGAAGAAGAAGACCUCGACCAAGACCGCUGAGGCCGAUAGUGGAAGCUCCACCCCCGUCCAGAAGGCCGCUGAGAUCGAAGAGACCAAGAAGGAGGACGAGUUUGAGGACGAAGAGGCCCGCCGCAUCGCCGCGAUCGUGGCUGCUGCUACCCCCAGCGUCGUCGCCGCGUCACCAGUCCCCAAGGCCAGCCAAGCCGUCAAGGAAGACUGGGAGGACUCGGACGAUGACGUGAAGGACGACUGGGAGCAGGAAAGCGAGGAUGAAAAGCCCGCCAAGGUUGAAAAAUCUGUAGCCCCUGCCAAGACCGAGCCCAAGCCGGCGGCCCCUGUUAGCGCCGCCAAGUCCAGCGCCAAAAAGCCUGUCGAAGAAGAUGAAGAGGAUGAGGACGAGGAGGACGAAGAAGAGGAUGAGGACGAUGAAGAUGAAGAUGAGGACGAUGAGGAUGAGGAUGACGACGACGACGAGGACGAGGACGAUGACGACGACGAUGACAGCGACGAUGAUGACGAGGACGAUUAUAGCGACGACGAGAUGACGGUCGCCGAGAAGCAGGCCUGGGAGCGCAAGAUGAAGGCCCAGUCCGAUCGCCAGGCCCGCGUCGCUGCGGCCAUGGCUGCGCGGUCCAAGGAUAACCUCCGCUCGCCCAUCGGCUGUAUCCUCGGCCACGUCGACACUGGCAAAACCAAGCUGCUGGACAAGAUCCGUCAGACCAACGUCCAGGAGGGCGAAGCCGGCGGUAUCACUCAGCAGAUCGGUGCCACGUACAUGCCCGCCGAGGCCAUCGCAAAGAAGACCGCCCUGCUCAAGAACCACGUCGAGUACAAGAUCCCCGGUCUCCUCAUCAUCGACACCCCCGGCCACGAGUCCUUCUCGAACCUGCGUUCCAGAGGCUCGUCGCUCUGCAACAUCGCCGUGCUCGUUGUCGAUAUCAUGCACGGGCUCGAGCCCCAGACGAUCGAGUCGCUUGGCCUGCUGCGCGACCGCAAGACGCCCUUCAUUGUUGCGCUGAACAAGAUCGACCGUCUCUUUGGCUGGAAGGCGCUGCCGGACCACCCUGUCGAGGAGUCGCUUGCCCAGCAACCCGACUUUGUCAUCAAGGAGUACAAUGACCGUGUGCAAAAGACGAUCCUGGCCUUUGCCGAGCAGGGCCUGAACGCCUGCCUGUACUACGAGAACCGCAACUUUGCCAAAUACGUCUCGCUGGUGCCGACCUCGGCACACACGGGCGAGGGUAUCCCCGAUCUCAUCAACCUGCUGGUGGACCUGACGCAGACGCGAAUGACGGAGCGCCUGAUGUAUAUCUCGGAGCUCGAGUGUACGGUGCUGGAGGUCAAGGUGAUCGAAGGUCACGGCACCACCAUCGAUGUCAUUCUCUCGAACGGUGUCCUGAACGAAGGUGACCGAAUCUGCGUGUGCGGUCUGGACGGACCGAUCAUUACCCAGGUCCGUGCGCUGCUGACGCCGCAACCCAUGCGCGAGCUGCGUGUCAAGUCGGCCUAUGUUCACCACGCUUCCGUCAAGGCCGCCCAGGGUAUCAAGAUCAGUGCCCCUGGUCUCGACAAGGCCAUUGCCGGCUCGCGCCUGAUGGUGAUUGGUCCCGACGACGACGAGGACGACAUCAAGGAUGAGGUGAUGCAGGACCUGACCUCGCUGCUGUCCGCCAUCGACAAGUCGGGCAAGGGUGUCUGUGUCCAGGCGUCGACUCUGGGUUCGCUCGAGGCGCUGCUGGCUUUCCUCAAGACGUCCAACAUCCCGGUGUCUGGCAUCAACAUUGGACCGGUCUACAAAAAGGAUGUGAUUCGAGCGUCGAUCAUGCUCGACCGUGCGCGCGAGUACGCGCAGCUGCUGGCCUUUGAUGUCCCCAUCGACAAGGACGCCCAGCAGCUCGCCGACGAGUGCGGCGUCAAGAUUUUCAAGGCCAACAUCAUCUACCACCUGUUUGACCAGUUCACGGCGUACAUGAAGGAGCUCGAGGAGCAGAAGCGGCGCGACGAAGCCCCCAAGGCCAUCUUCCCGUGCCUGCUCAAGAUCGUGCCCGGCGCCAUCUUCAACAAGCGCGACCCGAUCAUCCUGGGCGUGGACGUUGUGGAGGGUAUACUCAAGAUUGGCACUCCACUGGCCGUUGUCGAGCCCGAGAAAAAGACGGUGAUCAACAUUGGCAAGGUCGUUGGUAUCGAAAUGAAUCGCAAGCCGCGUGACGUUGUCAAGCGCGGCGAGCCCUCAGUCUCGAUCCGUGUCGAGUCGCCGGGCUACGACACCCCCAAGAUGUUUGGUCGCCACUUUAACGAGCAAAACGAGCUCUACAGCCAUAUCAACCGCGGCUCGAUCGACAUCCUGAAGACCACCUUCCGCAACGAUCUGAGCAAAGACGACUGGGCACUGGUGGUCAAGCUGAAAAAGCACCUCAACAUCCAGUGAGGGACGAGAACGAGGGCAUGGGGGGCCACGUUGUCCGAGGCAGUCCGGGUCCAUAUGUGCUGCCUGCAUCCCGGAGUCAACAACGAGCUGUAUCGACCCAC